This is a messenger RNA of Pseudozyma hubeiensis SY62, 5886 nucleotides long. RefSeq lists its product as hypothetical. NCBI's taxonomy places the organism in Eukaryota, Fungi, Basidiomycota, Ustilaginomycetes, Ustilaginales, Ustilaginaceae. Bases 1 to 5886 code for a protein of 1961 amino acids. The transcript has a single exon. The record is from RefSeq and is a predicted model, not a curated record.
AUGCCGCCGACAUCAAGAAGGACCGAUCGUACACCAGCCGCUGCAUCUGGCAGCCGGUCUCGCAUGUACAACCUUGCCGGUCAUGCCCACUCUUCCGGCUCGCUCCUUCCUAGGUCCACCGACGUGCAUGCUGCUUCCGCCUCAGCAGCUCCCGCUAUGCCAACGAGGACAGUCGAUGCUGCAGAUGCACCCUAUCUCACAAAUCUCGAGUCGCAUUUCGGCAGGGUCACACUCACCGCUCCCGACAAUCUCUUGAGGAAACAGGCAAAGGAGAAGAAACAAAAGAUCCGUCAGAGGAAAGCACAAAACGCACAAGCGGCUGCCGCAGCAUUGGCAGGCAUAUCUCAGCACGCACUUUCGUCUAGCGCCGGUCGCAAUGCUAUGGCGUCUUCCUCCAACCUCCUCGAUUCGAAUCGCCGCUAUCAGACUACGCUAGAUGACGCUCAUGUCAGCACAGGCUUGCUUGUUCCGACCUCGGGGCAGCAUAUGGGUAUGCGAAGGGCGUACAGCGGUGGACAGACGCCGACAUUGGCCUCGACAUCCCAGCCACCACCGGCGUCCACCACGCAGACAGUCGUAGCACGCACUCGUAGACGCCGGCCCUCAUCUGCUGCGAGAGAUGACCCGGGCAGCAGGCCUGCUUCUAGAGCUAGCGGUCCAAGUCGUCCCGAAAGCGCACUCUCACAAAAUGAUGCAGAUCCUUCUCAGCUCGAGGUGGUCAUUUCGACUGCACCUCUCCAACAACCAAUUGAUACCCGCCUGCCUCGUCCUCGCACUGAGAGUGCGCCUUCCAUCCAACAUCGCUCUCACAACGCCUUUGACACGGCUCCAACCGCGACAACAUCUGCCGACUCUACACAGACACAUAUACCAGGAUCGAAUCCAGUAGCCCAAACAUCACUACAUCGCCAGAAUGUCUGGAACGACAUCACCGAGGCAGAUCCAGACGAUCUUCCGCCACCGUUUCCUGAGGGAGCGCCGCGGCCUCCAUCACCGCCACGUCCACCGACACACGAUCAACUAGCCAACGAUGCGCAACUCAUCGGUCCACAGCCGCAUGCUCGCAUCCCUGACAGCCCACCGCCCGCCUUCGUCAGCGAUGACGAAGAUGACGCUGUGUCUGCUGCAGAAGAUCUGCCGCCUCAGAUGCAUCCCUCCGAGGGUGAAAUCGAGGUCCAACAAACCGCAGCGACCGACAGCAGGCCCGAGAGCCGAGCAUCGACGCCAAGUUCGGCGUCCGCGAGCGACGACGAAAGCAUCGAGCUGACCGAAGAGCGCCGGGCGUGGGAGGCAGACAUUCGCAGCGGUCUCAGCUUUGACGUCCGAGUACUGCGCGAGCAACAGCGUCGUGUUGCAAGAGAACGCGCUGCGGCGCUGAGAGAAGCGCCGGUGGAGGAACAAAUGGUCGCGAGCGCUGAAGCGGCGGAGAGCUCUGCGCAAGCUACAGCCACACUACCAGCGGUGGGAAGCGUCGAACGGGCGCUACAAUCCAGCCCAAUGGUGGUGCAAGAGGACGCCUUGGCGGCUGUCCAUACCCCGACGCACUCUGCUGCAGAGCAUGAACCCUACCUUGCGAUCACCAGCGGAGAUUCGCUCGCACAGCCGGCAAAUGUGGCCCAAGACGAGACACUUUCUGCGUCGCAUGUUGCAGAAGCCGAAAGUAGCCCUCAACAGCCGCCGCCCAAUACCGCCCUGGCAGUGCCGCGAAACCAAGAGGCUAGUCCAGCCCACGUUGUAGAACCUCUCGGCAGCGAGCCAGUUCCGGCGGCCAGCGAGGGGAUUCCAUCGGUUGCGGCCUCUGCAGAUCAAGCCGCAUUGAGUCUGCCGGGGCCGGAGGCACAGCCUUCUGUCCCAGCUGCAGGCGCUCCCCAAGCCGACACUACCGGCAGGCUCGUGCUUGCCAACGAGACCCGUCUAGGCCUACCGCCAAUGUCUGCUCCUUCGAGACCCAUAUCAGGCGUGACAUCUGGUCGGGCCGCGCAAGACGUCGCUGCUCGUUCUGCGUCGUCCAUCGCUCGCAAUAAUCCUGUCGGCCAUCGAAAGACCAACUCCGACACUCCGACAUCUGCUGCUCGUCAGACUCUUCAGCGCAACCAAGGCAACAACCGUACCGGCAUCAACGGUCGUGCCUCCCUGAGCAGCCUCGCCGGACGGCGUCUCAUCCAGGGACAGGCUGUUCGUGGCCACGACAGCGAUUCGAGUCUCCCUCUCAGUCGACGACCCGAAGAUACGCUGUACGUCAUCUCUGCGCCUCCUCCUGCUUCCCACGGUAGGGCUUCGAGCGAGGAUGAGGCAAGCGUCUUACAGUCAGCUAUGGUUGCAGCAGGACCAGCAGCGGACCGGACUGACGACACAGAAGAUGGUGCGUCGAGCGGGCACGAGUCUGGCGAUGAUGAUGGCGCAGAAUCUGACUCGUCGAUAGAGCAGUGGCUGGCAGAGUCAGCUGCUUUCGACGCGUUGCGCAAGAGGGAGGAAGAGGCAGCGGCAAGAUUGCAAGCUCUCCAGGAGCCACCCGUUUCCGAUAGCGACGAAGAAGAAGAUGCAGCUAUGCCUGGAGCAUUCAGUCAACGAGCCUCUGCCCAUCCAAGGCACUCCGGAAUCGCUCGCAAAGUGCCUGAUCCGGCCAAUCUCGCAUCGAUGGACUCAACUUUGCCCAAGGCGCCCCCUCCCUUGGUUCUUGGCCGGUCGCGCGGCGGUGCUGCCUACUCGGAUUCCUCUUCGGAAUCCACGGACACGGACGAUGCGCUCGAUCAGUAUUCUUCCAGCGACGAAGACGAUGAGCAGCAUCGUGCCUUCUACGACGCCAGUGCGGCUGAAACUGCGCCAAGGGAUUCUUUCGCCAACGCGCACAAGUCUGCACAUGUCCGCACUACCUCAUCGGCACCCAACUUGACCAUCGCUGAUGACGCAUCGAAGGAAGGGGUCUCAGAGACCGCAGACGUAGCGGCGGACCCUGUUCAGAACAUCGCAGAGCGACCGGCCGGGGCUAGCGUCUCCACGCCACGGACUAGCGAUCAGCAAAAGCUGCCCUCUCACGGUCCAACCCGCAGCCUGAGCCUCAAAGCGCAGGGCAAGCUGCCUGAACGCGUCGUUGCGCCGGUCGCUGAUCGAGAAACAGAACAGCGGGCAGGUGAAUUCGAAGAAGACACUUCAAGCAGUCGAGAUGUCUCGGAUGUUGAGGAACCAAUUGGGUUCGCAAAGCCAUUACCGCCAUCCUCACCUACAACGCAAGAUAGAACGAUGCUGCAACGCAAAACAGAGCCGAAUGUACCCGGUCUCGUGGACCCUGUGCAAGUCGGCACGAGACGCACCUCGUUCGAUCCGCUCCUGCAGCCAUUGCACUACGGGCAGAUCGGACGCAACGAUCUCAGGGAUCGACUCAAGGACUUGUUCGGCCAACCUCUGAUGUCGGGUGCUGCAAGCCAGCUUUAUGACCCGCAAGCGAAUGCCCAAAAGUCUUCCGCGUCGACGACGAGUCGAGUGGAAGAUCGACAAGCUUCGAGCGGGUUCCGCCGGCUGUCGGAGAGGAGCUUGCCGUCUCUCACUGAGGGUCCAGCCUCGACGAGUGUGGUGCCGACAGUCCCGAAGAUUCCCCUGCCAGACAGGGAUGAUGACGCGUCGACUCAUGCAUCUCGCGCACCAGCCUCAGGCGGGCACCCGAGCGUCACCAGCCUUCCAUCGGCGAGCAGACUGCCCGACGUUGAUGAGGCGAAAGCGACGCGUUCCGCAUCCAGACUGCCCGAGCAGAAGGCACGCGAUGAAGCGCUGCUGCAAAUCGCACAGCUCAGCGCAUCCACGAAAACAAGGCAAGAUUCCCUCGCCGCCCUUGAACGGCUCCUUGCAAAGACGGGCCGUUCGACAUCCAUGUUGCCUCCCAGCACGAUCACGCGUGCCGAGCUCGGUGGGCGCUUGCAGCUGACUCCAGACGUUGAUGGAGCAGAUGCGCAGAGCAGCUCAGAGCCAGGAGGGAGCAGCACCGAACAGGCGGCUUUUGCUCCUUCCUCAGCGUCAAACAAUCGUCUGUCUCGUCAAGGAGCGAUCGUUCGAGGGCGCGGCCCGCUGCCAUCACCACCAUCUGGCUUGUCGAGGGCCUCAUCAAGCGCCAAUCGACCAGUUUCGUUUGUCAACCCCCGCUCUUCGGCCGCUCCUCUGCCUCGGGGACGUCUGCCGGCGAUCACGGAUGCGACGCGUCAUUUCCCACCGUCCGCAUCGAGUGCAGGACCCGGGGUCGCGCCGUCUUGGCUGUCGUACAUCCCUUCGGAAGAGCGGGAGAGGCUGCCUGCGCCGUUGGAGCCUCAGAGAGCUGCGGGUAGAGCACCGGUUGGGAAGGUUUCGGCUAUGAUAUCACGGUUCGAAGCGGCACCGUCGACGAGUCGAGACCAACACGGAGCUAGAUCGACAGGCUCGCCGACGAAGCAGCAGAGCUCAGGGCUCACAUCUGAGGUAGGAGGGGUCAGGCGCACCGAGUCGAACCGGAGCUUGGGGAACAACGCGGCCGAAGCGGAUGGGUGGAGAGCGGUGGAAGAGCGUGCCGAUGCGGCUGUGUUCAGGCGCUUCUCGAAUGCUGAAGCCGAGGACGAGGUUGGGCAGGGUGGUGCUGCGCGAAGACGGCCGCCUCCGCCACCACCGCCGUCGACACUGCCGACGAGGAGGUCCGACAACAGCACUUGGCGGCUCUCGGAGACAGGGGAUCGGACGAACAGCAGUGCGGGCGGUGUGACGCAGUCGGACUCGAUGGAAGCGCUUGCUCGGGAGAUCGACCAGGCGGCUUCCGAGUGGUCGGCAGCUUCCUUGCAUGACGGUAGUGCUCAGCAGCGGGAAAGACCGGAAUCGACAGCGUCGAGCCGGCUCAUGGUGCCCGCGUCAUUGCCAACGAACACUCAUACUCGAUCACCACGCACGCAGGCGAUGGAUACGCUGACUGGGCGGGUACCUGUUCCUGGUGGGUCCACACCGCCUUCGUUGCCGUCGAAAUCACCGUUGAUGACGCCGGAGCGGAUUGUAAGGUCGGCGAGCGGGAACGGGUUGUCGGAGUCGAUUCGGGCGGCGCAAGCGGCGGCAGCGGCGAGGAGGGAUGGAAGGGGGGUGAGGGGAUAUGAGGUGUCGGAGGGUGUGCGUGCGGGUGCGAGACCGCUUCCGAGUCUUCCGGCAUCGUUGAGGAUGCACCAUGGAUUGGGGAUUAGUGAAGAAGGUGAGGGGGGAGGGAGGAGGGAGCUGCCGGUUCCACCGCCUUUGCCGGUGAGGCCGAGGGGGAGGGAUUGGGUUAGUCUGAAUGGAUCGCAGGCAGUGGAGGGGGCAAGGGGAGUACUGUCGAGCACGGCUAGUGUGCGAGGUGGAGCGGAGUCUGUGAACGGGAACGCCGGCCAGGAAGAUGUCGAGCAAGCAUUGCGAAGUGCCUCGCCCACAGCUGACGACACCCCUCUGGAGUCCGACACAAGUCCCUCAACCUCGACCGCUGCCGUACCAGCCUCCGCCGGGCCCUCCACCGCCCCACGACGGGCGCCCUCUCUCGGCCUAACAGACUUUGACCUCCUCGUCGCCUCGCUGGAAACCCAACCCUCUUCGUCGAACUACGAAUCCCUCUCCGCCAUCACCGAGUUCCUGGGCCCCGCCCAACCGGCCAACGCCACCGCCGAGCAGCUCGCCUCGCUCUCGGUCGCCGUGGUCGAAUGCGACUCGCGCCGCGUAACGCGCGACGGCAAGGUGAAGCAGAAGCUCAGCUGUGUAGGGGUGCGGGUGGAGAGGUGCGGGGUGUGUCUGGGCCAGUAUAGGGUCGGGGAGAGGUGUGUGGUGCUGCCGCGGUGUGGACAUAUUUUUCAUGAAGAGUGCGGGAGGAGGUGGUUGGGGAAGAGGGGUGAGUGCCCGGGAUGUAGGGUCAAGGUGUAA